This is a messenger RNA of Hippocampus zosterae (dwarf seahorse), 1998 nucleotides long. RefSeq names its product noelin-2-like. Gene Ontology annotation, biological process: signal transduction. The transcript has 8 exons. The coding region runs from base 446 to 1900 and encodes 484 amino acids. Lineage: Eukaryota; Metazoa; Chordata; Actinopteri; Syngnathiformes; Syngnathidae. The record is from RefSeq and is a predicted model, not a curated record.
UCCCAGCAUCACUCUCUCUCUCUCUCACCCCUUCUCUCUUGCUCUCUUUUCUCUUUCUCACUUACCCAGGCAAUCAAUCAAUACGUGGUCAGGAAGCAGAGCGACGAGGCGGACUGCAGUGGACAGGAAGGAGGACAAGGACAAAAGAGAGGCAAAGGAAAAAGAGGACACGCGGUUUGGAUUGUGUGCGUGUGCUUUUUUUUUUUUGACGUCAUCUCAGGUUGGAGGAGGAGGGAUGUAAGCGAGCCAAGGCGAACGCGAGAAAGAGCUCCUCGCAACAUCUUGGAAGCAUCCUCACAUGGACAUGACAGGAUUUCAAAUCACCGGGGAGACUUGAUGUUGGGAAGCAACCAGCGCACGUUUUUGUUCUUUUUUGGGGGGGGAGGAGGAGGAGGAGGAGGAUCUCAACAGUUAAAUUAAUUACGGAGCCAAUACGUGCGUGAAGAUGAGUGUGCCUAUGCUGAAGAUCGGCGCCGUGCUGAGCACCAUGGCCAUGGUCACCAACUGGAUGUCCCAGACGCUGCCCUCGCUGGUGGGAUUGAACGGGACCACUGUUGGCGGCUCCCCCGAUGGCACACACGAACGCAUCGUCAGUGGUUUGUAUCCGGGCUCGGAGGAGGUUUGGCAGGUGUACAGCACCGCGUCGGACCCGGACGGCCGCUGCGUGUGCGCCGUGGUGGCUCCCGCCCGCAACCUCUGCAAGCGGGACCAUCGCGGCCGCCAACUCAGCCUGCUGACUCAACAGGUACAGAACGUGAGUCAGUCCGUGGAGGGGGUCCACCUGCGGACCACCAGGGACCUGCGACGCUUCCGCGAGUCGGAGCCGCUGCUGCGGGGGGUGGACGGACGCCUGCACUCGUACGCCGGCAGUCCUCGCACGCUCACGGCCAGGGGUCUGCAGGAGCUGAAGGGUCAGGUGAGCCAGCUUCAGCCCCUCCUGUCCACGGCAGAUCGCUACCGGUCCGACGUGCGGACGCUGGCCGCCCUGCGAGGCCAAUUGCUCAACCUGUCGGCGCUCCUGACGGCCAUCCAGGAGGAGGUGGGCGCCUACGACUACGAGGAGCUGCAGAGGCGAGUCCUGCUGCUGGAGACCCGACUGCACAGCUGCAUGAACAAGCUAGGUUGCGGUCGCCUGACAGCCGUCAACGGUCCCAUCACCGUGCGGGCCUCGGGGUCCCGCUUCGGCUCCUGGAUGACUGACGCCAUGAUUCCCAGCUCCGACAGCAGGGUGUGGGCCAUGGACGGCUUCUACCGCGGCCGGCGCGUGCUGGAGUACCGCACGAUGGCCGACUUCACCAAGGGCCAGAAUUUUGUGCAGCACCUGCUGCCGCACGCCUGGGCCGGCACGGGCCACGUGGUCUACAACGGCUCGCUCUACUACAACAAGCACCAGAGCAACAUCCUGGUGCAAUACCACUUCCGCUCUCGCAGCGUGCUGCUGCAGCGUAGCCUUAGCGGCGCGGGCUACAACAACACCUUCCCGUACAGCUGGGGGGGCUCCUCCGACAUUGACCUGAUGGCCGACGAGACGGGCCUGUGGGCCGUUUAUACGUCCAUUCUCAACGCUGGAAACAUCGUAGUGAGCCGCCUGUGUCCGCGCUCGCUGGACGUACUGCGUAGCUGGUCCACGGGCUUCCCGAAACGCAGCGCCGGCGAGGCCUUCAUGAUCUGCGGCGUCCUCUACGUUACCAACUCGCACCUGGCCGGAGCCAAGGUCCACUUUGCCUACAACACCAACACGUCCACCUACGAGUACACGGACGUGCCGUUCCACAACCUCUACUCGCACAUCAGCAUGAUGGACUACAACCCCAGAGAGAGGGCGCUCUACACCUGGAACAAUGGUCACCAGGUGCUCUACAACGUCACGCUCUUUCACGUCAUACGCGCCGACGGGUAGACGGCGUUAAGACGAGACUGGAGAGGAGUCGAGCACACGGUGGUGGAUGUGUGGAGUCCGCAUGCUUUUCUUCCUUCAAUAAACAUCAAUAAACUUCA